Molecule: messenger RNA, 662 nt
Organism: Cucurbita moschata (crookneck pumpkin)
Lineage: Eukaryota; Viridiplantae; Streptophyta; Magnoliopsida; Cucurbitales; Cucurbitaceae
Product: thioredoxin H-type
Exons: 3
Coding region: 49-411 (120 amino acids)
Source: RefSeq, a predicted model, not a curated record
CGUUUCGUGCGUCGGUUUUCUCAGAGAUUCGUAAAAAGUAAGGGAAUAAUGGCAGCCGCAGCAGAGGGACGAGUCAUUCGCUGUAACACCAUUGAUUCAUGGAACCAACAAAUUCAGAAGGGCAAUGCCUCUGAGGAGCUGAUAGUUGUGGAUUUCUCUGCAUCAUGGUGCGGUCCAUGUCGGUUCAUUGAACCUUUUCUAAACCAGCUUGCUCAAAAAUUUCCCACUGUCACAUUUCUAAAGGUUGAUGUGGAUGACCUUGAGUCUGUAGCUAAGGAUUGGGGGGUGGAGGCAAUGCCUACUUUCAUGUUCCUGAAAGAGGGAAGAAUUGUGGACAAAGUGGUUGGAGCUAAGAAGGAAGAACUGCAGCAGACUGUAUUCAAGCAUAUGUCUGCUACUGCUUCUGCUUGAUACUCAAUCAUGGACGAUUGGGCUCUGUAGUAGGAUAUAAAGGACUUUACUAUACUAGGAAACCGCCAUAAUUUUCAAUUCUUGGUUACCAACUCCUAUCCGCUUGCUUUGUUAUUACGAGUGAACAUGGUGUAUUCUCCCUUUAGAAGUGGCUUUUAUUGCUUGUCUUUUCUUCUUCCUUAUAAGUGAAAAACAUUGUCAUUUUUGCAUUACUUUAAUUGGGAUUUGGAAUCUGAUAUUCAAGUGAGCCA